AAAGGGAGGUAAGAACGUAAACAGACUCACUUCCGGUCGAAGUAGACAACACGCAAAACAUAAACAAAGAAGAUCAGCUGAGUGGAAACCGUUCUGUGCAACAAAGACUUUGGUGCAAGGGUAAUAAAUGGCUGCUGGAUUGAACAUAGCUGGCCUUCAGUUAGACACUGCACCCCUAGCACAGCACGAUGGUGAGCAGGUUUCCUUUAACUCCAGAAGUCAGAUGUCUGUAUCCCUCCCCUCCUCCCCUACAGCCCUGUCCCUGGCCAGCCCAGAGGGCAUCGAUUGCUAUGGUAAUGAGAGACAGGUGCUGAGUGACCAGGCCAAAUUCUACAACAACACCACCCUGAGCGACGUCACACUUGUGGUAGGGGGCAACAAGUUCUACGCACACAAGCUGAUCUUGGUCCGCUCCAGUGAUGUGUUUGAGCGCAUGCUUAGUGAGGAGUGGAAUGAUGGAAGCAAGAAGGACUUGACCUUGACAGAAGACAGUAUGUGUGUCAACGUCUUUCCCAGAUUUCUCCAGUUUCUCUACAGUUGUCAUGUCAAGUUGAACAUAGACAACACACUACCAGUUCUUAUUCUGGCAGACAAAUACAAUGUCACAGAUCUACGCAAUGUGUGCAUUUCCUUUGCAUGUUCCUUCAUUAUUCCCAAACUCCAGCUUAAGGAUGUCUUCCAUGUCUGGUUUCAGUAUGCUACAAAAUGCAACAACGUUCGCCUGACCAAUUCCUGCAUCAGUGCAAUGGCUGAAAAGAUGGAUGACAUUAUUGGUUCAGUCGAAUGGGAGGAUGAAUGGGUCGGCAUGGACAACCAACAACUCAUUGAGUUUCUCAAGUGCUCAGAACUAUGCAUUAAAGAUGAAUUCCAACUCUGGAAUGCCAUGCUGAAGUGGCUUCUUUGCCCCCAGUUUCCUUCAAGAGCUGGAGAAAAGAUUCAUGAGCUGACGGAAAUUGUGGAACACAUCCGUUUUCCUAUGAUGACUGCGGAGCAGCUCUGUGCAGUGGAGUCUAGUGAGGUGGCUCAGAAGUAUAAGGAUAUAUUCCAAAAACACUUCCUCCAAGCCUACAAGUACCAUGCUCUACCGCUGACCAGCAGAGCCACUGUGAAGGAGUUCACUGGACCCUGCUUUCUACUGAGAAACUACACAGAUCUGAGGUGGGACAAGCGGUUUGUGUUACAGCCCUUCUCCGCCUGUCCCAAAUGUUCAGAAGUCAGCUUUAGGUUCUCAACUAGAGCCUCAACCUUUCCACAGCAAACCUGGGAUUGGGAUCUGAAAUGUCACCCUAAAGGAUUCUCAUCCACGUCUGAAGAAUUCCGGUGCAUUCUUUAUUCAAAUCUCAUUUUAGACCAGCCCAGACCAAUCGAGUAUCUGCUUUCUGUUGUUGGAAAGGAUGAGAUUUUACACUCUGUCAGUGGACGCAAAAAUUUCUCAAAGACGCGUUACACAGCUGAUACAGAAAUGGACAAGAAGGUGUCUGUGGCAGAGCUCUGUCAACCUAACUCCCCACUUCUGGUGGAGGACUCACUGAUUCUACAGAUAACACUGAAGCCCGUAGAAUAAUAGACCUGGCUCCAUGGCUUAUGAUCAACAUGCAGCUUUUGUAUAAUGAUCUGUGUUCAUUCGUAAAAUGUGAACUAGCUGCUUUAUGCUUAGAUAUUGCAAUUUUUAACAGUACCUUAUUACGGUACCGUAUUUCUAUGACAUUGCCACAACAGAUUUGAAUCGUAGAUUCAAGUAUGCAUGUAACUUAUGCCACAUGUAUUAUGGAAUAAGUGCUAAAAAAGAUUAGUUAAUUGGAUUUUCAUUUAUAAAUGUAAGUUAACUUUUUCACAGAUACAUGCAUGAUCAUUAAAAAAAAAACAGAACAAGUUUUAUAUCCCUUAACUAUGUGGCAAAGUAUUGAUGGUAUUUAACAGGUAAUAAUUGUACAUGUAUGACACUGAUAAAGUCAGUAUAAAAUGUUGACCAAAGAGAGACUGUGAUGUGGUGUCGAAUCAUUCCAGUAUUUGGUUGUGCAUUGAAAGUGGUUGUUUGCCAAAAGUUUUAUUGAUUUUGGUCUUGUUUUUUUUUUUUUUUUUUUUUUACAUUUGUUAACAAUUUCUUUAUCAUGUUCAUUAUUAAUUAAACAUAGAAU
Molecule: messenger RNA, 2138 nt
Organism: Magallana angulata
Lineage: Eukaryota; Metazoa; Mollusca; Bivalvia; Ostreida; Ostreidae
Product: BTB/POZ domain-containing protein 17-like
Exons: 3
Coding region: 128-1564 (478 amino acids)
Molecular function (GO): protein binding
Source: RefSeq, a predicted model, not a curated record